AUGCAGGUCGUACCAGCUGUAUGUGAUUGCUUCUCCAAAGCGCAAUUUUUUGUCUUCAUUCUGCUCUUGCGGCUCCAAAUUCAGAUAUCAAGGAGCGCUCAGCUCCUGACUGAGCAUAUUACCCAGGAUUCCAGCCAAAGCAUUGCCCAUGUUCGACUGGCAGAGCUAAAUGGUUUUCACUGCUCUUCGUUCGACCAGCAGCCUCAGGAGGAGAUGGACGACGCAGAGGGCUCCGAGACAGAAGACGAAUCGGAGGGAGCCAAGGGAAAGAUUGCUUUUAAAAACAAAGGGAAGUCGCGGCGCAAAGCUAGCGAGAAGCCCGAGGGCUCCGAUCAAAAGCGGCAGGCCUUUUCGAAACGGAAAAGAGGUCUCAUACUUAAGUCGUACCAACUAUACAAGCUCACAGAUGCAAGAAUUAUGCCGCACCCCCACACGGAUGCGGAUGACCGCCGUAUCGAUGACCGACCCCACGUCAUCCGGGCCAACCUAGCACCCGGGGGGGAGGGGGGAGGGGCAGGGGCAGGGGCUGCGACGGCGCCCGGAGGCAGCGGUAACGCGCCUAAUACAGGAGGGGGGGGCGGCGCGGCACCCCCCACCGUCUCCGGCGGCGGCGGCAGCGGCGGAGGCGGCGGCGGCGGCCGCAACCCCCAGCCUGUCAACAGCAGCCCUCAGCAGCAGUUAUCAGACAUGCCGCCCCCGCCGGGGAUGACGGCGGCACGGCGGGCAGCGGCGGUCGCUGCUGCUGCUGCGGCAGCGGCGGCUCAGGGCGGCGACGGAGGCCUGUCGCCGCCUCUGUGUGCCCCGGCUUCGACCCAUCCCGGGGCUGAUCCGGGUGCUGGUGUUGACAACAUGUGGGAGGCUCAUCCGGGCGGGAGGGGGGGGUUGAGCCGCGGCGGCCCCGGCAACAGCAACAACAACAACAUUAAGCUCAAAUACAUGGCUGGUGGGAGAGGGGCGUGUGAGGGACCUGGUGGGGGCCCGCUGCGGGGCUACGACUACCGCCACAUGGCCGCCACAUGGCCCACUGUGUACGGCACUGACCGCGAUUUGAUCGGGGGCACCCUCGUCCUUGCCCACGUGCUUGGCCACCCUCCGCUCACAUCCCAUCCCCACGCACCCCACCACUUGGAGCACCCCAUGAUGGAGCUCAUGGAGGGGCCCCCCGACGAUAACGACAUAGUGAUGUGCGACGCGGGACCGCCGCCCGGUACGACAAGCGGCCGCGGCGGCGGCGGCGGUGGCGGCGGGUUCUUGGCCAUGGUUCCCGACAGCAUCAUCACUCCGUCGGGCCAUAAGCUGGCGGCGGCGGUGGGCAUUGCUCUGCCGGCAGGCAGGGGCGGGGCGGAGGAAUGCGACCCGCGGGAUCUCCGGGGGGGUGGGCCACGUGGCGGCGGCGGCGGCGGCGGCGGCUUUGGUGGUAUUUCCAUGGACCGCACCCACUUGGGUCUGUCUGCGGCGGCGGCGGCGGCACUUGCGGGGUUGCAACCUACACUGCACAAGCAGUCGCGGCAGACAGCGGACAGCGAACCCAAGGCCUAG
Volvox carteri f. nagariensis is the source of this 1539-nucleotide messenger RNA. RefSeq names its product MADS-box-containing protein (gene mads3). Gene Ontology annotation, molecular function: DNA binding; protein dimerization activity. Bases 1 to 1539 code for a protein of 512 amino acids. The record is from RefSeq and is a predicted model, not a curated record. Lineage: Eukaryota; Viridiplantae; Chlorophyta; Chlorophyceae; Chlamydomonadales; Volvocaceae. The transcript has 7 exons.